GGUAACCUGGCUAGUGGUAGAGGCGCUCCCCCGGUUCUGUGGCUCGCGCUUUGGUACUAGGGACCGAGACGGUUCUGGCGACGGCGACCUUUACGGCGACGGGUGAGAUUCUCGAAAGAGUAGCGGAGGACGGUCCGGAGGAGGGGCUUCUAGUUAACGCAGGUUCUGUCAUAAUGAAUGGAUCCAGUGUGGCGAAUACAGCACCCAAUAUAAAAUCCAAAGAGGACCAGGUGUUAAAUGGGCAUGAUGAGAAGGAAAACCCAUUCGCAGAGUACAUGUGGAUGGAGAAUGAAGAGGAUUUCAACAGACAGGUGGAGGAGGAGCUGCAGGAGCAAGAAUUCUUGGACCGCUGCUUUCAGGAGAUGCUGGACGAGGAAGACCAAGACUGGUUUAUUCCAUCACGAGACCUGCCUCAGGCCAUGGGACAGUUGCAGCAACAGUUGAAUGGACUGUCAGUCAGUGAUGGUCAUGCUUCUGAAGAUAUUUUGAGCAAAAGUAACCUGAAUCCGGACGCCAAGGAAUUUGUACCAGGAGUGAAGUACUGAGCUGACAGAAAGCGUUGAGGAGGACUUGUAUGUCCCCACAUCUGGGGACAGUGCUGCACAAAAAGGCGGAGCUGAAGAGGGGGGUGGGAUGGGCAGGGGGUGCACAGCGGGGAAGGGAGCAGUGGUUUAACUUGGCACUGUGACUACAGUGACUGAUGUGCUCAGUCUUUCUCUACAAGCCUCUCAGUGUUUCUCUUUUGUUCUGCUGACUUUCAUUUGAAGCAAUUUCCUAUUAUUUUUAUUAGCUUUUCGAUUUAGGGAAAUUGCAGUCUUUCCUCAUGCCCUCAUCAGGAAUGUUCUGCUGUGUGUGUUUAAAAGAAUAAGCUGACCAAGAAAAUCUGGGUGUUUAAAAAUGCCCUCCCCACCCUGCUGUCUACUUACCAAGGGCAAUGAACACCUGGAGCACUACAUAUUCAGUCUGUUGAGCUGGAUGGGAAGAGGGUCAGUUGGAAGAAACAGGUAUUGUAAACCAGAGUACACAGCUCCCUGACCCCUGGGGGUUUCCUGCAAUGUGCGGGGAUUACCACUAGCCUGCUGAGCCCGUGCCUCCUUGCCUGAACCCCAUUCAAGGAAACACAGGCUUAAAAGUACUGGUUUACCAGUACUUUAGAUGGUUGAUAAACCAACUUUCAUCAGCCAUCUUUUGAUGGCUGAUGAAAGUACAGGAGAGGACUGGGAUGGUGGUGUCACUUGAGUCAUUGACUUACUGUUGACCUACUCUUGAGCCUCUGUUUACGGCUGCCAUGAGACUCAUUAUUUACAAGGUAUAAGAGUUCUAGGGUGGAUUUGCCACGUCGUCUCUCAUGGUGUCCAAUCCCCUGUCUCCUUUCUGCCCUGAACCCUAUUCUGUUUUGAAGAAGAGACUGUUACCAAAGGUGUGUGAGAGGCAUGCAGUGCUGGCCAUCAGCUUCAGUCUGGAGAGAUCAUCCUUGAAUCCUGAUAGUUAUCGUCUUAAAUUCAUUUUGACAGGUUUUUCCCAGCCCUGUGAAGACUUGGUCCACCUGUAUCUUAACUUUCCUUAAAAAGGUUUGUGUACAAACCUUUUAUAAGUCCAUGUACAAAACUUUUAUAAGUCCAUGUAUUUUUCAGAACGCUAGCAAGAAGCUCCAUUCACAGUUUGAUGGUUCUCACCACCUUACAGAAUUAUGCAAAAGAACUCCAGAAAAGCCUCGGAGAGUGAGUCCCACUUGACCCUGUGACUGUGUGAUGCGCCGGGACAGUUUCAGCAGUUAUAAAGUUUUGCUGUUCCCACAUGCCCAGCUUUUUGAGUUUUCUAGGUGGAACUUUCUGGGUAUAUUCUUUUCCUGCCCACAGGUCACAGGUGUUUUGGUUAUUGUUGUUGUUGUUGUUGAUACUCAUAAGGAACUAAACUGGGCACCAGGAGAUGCCUUUGUGUGCUGGAGAGGUUGGCAAAGUCAGGUCUGAAAAAGAGCGUGUCUGGUCCUGGCCAUUCUCCCAGGAUGGGCGAGGACUGGCAGGGGCCUGAGGAGAACAGUGGCCCCUCUGUAUGACCGCCUGUCAGGAAAAGAUCAUGGAACUUGAAUAAAGUCUGUAAAUUCAGUAUGUGUUUAUGGGACAGAGGUUGGAAGGAAAGGACUAGGGCUGGAACACUUAAGAAUUUCUCCUUUUUCUUAUGAGGUCCCUUGCUGACUUUUCUAACAGCCACAGGGAAAUGUCAGAUUGAAAAUACGAACCCAUAUUUCCAGAUGGGCUCCUGAAUUCGCAAAGCCUCUACCUUGAGAGACUGGAACUCUUUUAACUGUGUUCACGGAGGGCUGCAAAUAAAGAAAUGUCUUAAUUCCAGCUUCAGCUUUCAGCUGGAAUGUUUGCCUCUGAUAAGGCGAGGACCUUGGAAGUGUAGAAACAAAGGUCUCUUUCUUCCAGGACUGCUGUUCCUCCUUCAAUCUGCAUCAGCUUGUCCGAGCUCAGAAUUCUAAAGGCUGCUGAAAAUGUGUUGGGAUUACAGCAGGAGCCGUUUUCUAGACCAUGGUGUCUCCAUCACAAAGAGGACCGCGGAUUCUUUCUGUGGCUGCUGGUCUGGGAAGUCCUUCAGGGAUCUGCAUGGAGCAGAUCUUCAUCCUGACGAAGGCGUGUCCUUCUGACACCUAGGCUAAGCUGUUAGGUGUGGUCCAAGUGGCUUGCUUCUCCUUCUGCUGUGGGUUUCAUCUUGGAUGUCAGCAUGAUUUCACAAGGCAUAUUUGGUCAGGAGUAAGAAAGCUUCCUGCCAGAUAAGCAGCGGAACCCAAGGACUGGCCUGUCCAGUCCUAUUGAGACACAGUGUGCUGACCCUGGGAUCAGGAGGCAGCUGGCAGUGUGACCACCUUUUUAAUGUAUGUGUUUGUGCUUCUAGUGGUUCCUCUUGCAUUCUGACUUUUCUCCAUCUAUUUUACGUUGUGAGGUGGGAGCACAGUUGUCACCCAGACCACGGGUCCAGCUAUAGUCAGUUUGCCACCUCCUUAGCAGGAAAUGCAUGUGGGUCUUCCUGGGUCUUCAGUGAAGAAAGGCUGGACUCAGACUUUUCCUCAUAGGAGAGAUUAUGGAUGCAAGCCAGACUAGAUCCGUUCUUUUCAGGAUGAGGCUGGUAUUAUAAGUGAUGAUUUUGAUGUUGAAUUUAAGCCACUACUCUUUUUUUUUUUUUUUGGCAACUGGAAGUUUAAGUAUAGAAACAGAACAUGUAUUUUUAACAAUUGCCAAUUCUGACUGGUCCCAGUCUUAUUUUAUUAGUGAUUGAUUUUGUGGUUAUUGGACUCAAAACUCCAAAAUGAAAAGUAUUGUAUAUCUUGCUCUUCAAGAAGAAAAAAACAAAUGCCUUUUAGUUUCUCCAUCCCUUUGAACUGCAACAGAGAAUUUGAUGGAUACAGCCUAGGCCUGAGCAGCUGCAGCUUUGGGUCUUUGGGCCAGUUUCUGACUGUGGCAGUUGAUUUUAGGGUAUCACAUAAGGUCAAACCCCAGAAAAUUGUAAGGAAAAGGCUGGACCUUUGCAGCACCUUUAGUUUCCAAAGUGAAAACAGCUUGGGUCUCUUUUUAUUAAAAUUACAAUGCUAAUUAUGACUUUAAAGUGUUUUUAGAGGUAAUCAGCAUUUUUCAAAUUGUGUAUUACUAUAAUGGCAAAGUUCUGUCUUGCGUUUGGAGAUGCUGGGAAGUAAGGUCAGUCAAACACUUUGACCUCAGAGUGUAAAUUCAUGUAUGUCAGGGAGGAAAGUUGUGUGAAGAGGUAGCCAAAGGAAACUUCUUCAGUAGUGCUGCUACAAAGCCAGUAUGUAAACACCAGGAGCCCAGGACUCUACACUGCUGAGAUGGGAGGGGGCAAGUGUUCUUCGCUAAGGAUCCUGGCAUCACGUUUAAUGGUGGUGUUUAAUUUGGAUUACAUUGAUGUAUGAGCUCAGCCAGAGACCUGACAGUUUUGACCAAGAUUUGGAAAGCAUGUGGGAAAGACUGUAUAUCCCUGGCCACUCUCUUCCGGGGUAGAUGUAGAGCUCAUUAGUUUGGGAAGUGGGUGGAGAGAGCAGGAGGACUGACUGAGAUCUGGUGAGCAUCGGGAAUGCUGGUUUCCUCCUCCCUUUGCCCGCAGUCACCCAUGUGAACCAUGUGAACCGUUUCCCCUCUCAUUGCCCACACAGACUGUUGGUUCUCCUGGUCUCCAUGUGGUACACAGCGUACUUUCUGCAGCCACUGCUCUGCUGCCUUGCAGAUUUCAUCCACAGGCUUGGUUGGUCACAAUUUAGUAAGGUUUUUUUCCCCCUGUUUUUAAUCUUCUAUUUCUCCCAUUUUGAAGCUGCCGUUAGUGACUAAGGACAGGGGAAUAGGAGGCUGACCCAGGGACACAUUCAGGUUUCCUACACGGCCUCUGAACGUGGCUCACUGCGUCCUGAGUUCACACUACUCAUGUGUAUGUGCUAUGUCGCCUCAGUUGUGUCCGACUCUUUGCAGUCCUAUGUAGCCCACCAGGCUCCUCUGUCCAUGGGAUUUACCAGGCAAGAAUACUGGAGUGGGUUGCCAUGUCCUCCUCCAGGGGAUCCUCCCAGCCUAGGAUCGGACCCAAGUCUCUCAAGUCUCCUGCAUUGGCAGUCAGGUUCUUCACCACACUAGCUCUGCCUGGUCUCACUGCCCAAUCCUCCAUAGCCAUCCACAGUCCAGAUUUUGCCGGGGGAGGGGGGGUGUCAUAGAGUGGGACAGCUAACUACACUGAUCUCUACAGGGUGUUACAGGUUCAUCACCCUACCUCCAGGGGACAGAAGAGAAAUACAAAGGAACAGAUGCACCAUCUUUAAAGAAAAAGGCCCUUUAUGUUUUGUUAUCAGGAGUCUCAUUUGUGAGGUCUGCUGAGCUUUCUUUCCCAGUCCUGUCUUCUUACUGGCUCCCUUUUAAUAUUGUAAAUAGUAAGGAAAAUGUUUUCACUCUGUAACUCAACACUAAUUGAGAAUCCUCUCUUGUUGAUUGUGGGCCUUCGGAAAUGUUUAAUGCUUGAUGGGUGGUUUGCAUGACAGGGACUUUUUUUUUUUUUAACACCUUUAUUGAGGCGUAUUAUCAUAAAGUUUGCCCAUUUUAAGUGUACAAGUCAGUGAUUUUAAUAACUUUCCUGAGUGGCACAGACAUACAAUUCUGUUUUAGAACCUUUCCAUCCCCUCAAUAAGAUCCUUCAUGUCUAUUUACGUGGUACCCAUGGUACUUGGAGAAGGCAAUGGCAGACCACUCCAGUACUCUUGCCUGGAGAAUCCCGUGGAUGAAGGAGCCUGGUGAGCUGCAGUCCAUGGGGUCGCUAAGAGUCAGACACGACUGAGCGACUUCACUGUGACUUUUCACUUUCAUGCAUUGGAGAAGGAAAUGGCAACCCACUCCAGUAUUCUUGUCUGGAGAAUCCCAGGGACAGCGAGCCUGAUGGGCUGCUGUCUAUGGGGUCGCACAGAAUUGGACAUGACUGAAGCGACUUAGCAGCAGCAGCAUGGUACUUGCCUAGCUCUAGGCGACCACUAAUCUAUUACUAUAAAUUUGCCUUUUCUGGACAUAAUCUCAAUGGAAUCAUACAACCUGGUCUCUUGUAUCUGGCUUUCUUCAUUUAGUGUAUUUUUGAGGUUAAUCCAUGACAUACAAUUUAUGUUACUGGUUUGUUCCUUAUUGCUAAAUCAUAUUCCAUUGAUGGAUAUACCACAUUUUGUCAGCAGGGAGUCUUACUAAACUUGGAUUUCAACUUCUUGGGGUCUAAAUGGAACCCUGAGAACACAGGACUCAUGGGGGAGCUGGUGUGCAUGUCAAAGGAACUGCUUAUCAGAACCAGCUCUGCCAUCAGAAGCUCCACGAGGAACCUGAACUGCUGCAGAAAUUUUUAUAAUUUUGCAUCUUAUUUCUUGUAUGACUUUCAUGCUGUCUAUGUCAGCAUAAUUAACAGCAUCUGAUAAUUAACAAGUUAAUGAGCAUGUGUUUGAGCGGAAAGAAAUGAAACUAUCAAUACUGCGUUGGAUAUGUUUUUCUCCUCACCUAGAGGGAAGAAUCUCUGAACUUUCUAAACAAUGUUAUUUCCAUUACAAAGCUGAACAUGUGUUAAGAUCAUGCUGCCUUUGUCGGAUCGAUUUAGAAGAGGACAGCCAGCAGAGGAGGUCACGAGAAAGGGAGUGGUGCAUCCCAGCGGGUCUGCGCGCAGCCUACGCAUCUGCUGGUGUGGACAGUGCCAGGGCAGCUCAGCACCUCCAGCAGGCCCAGGCCUGGACUUUGGACCUUUUCCCCUAUUUCUCAGGUGUUUAAAAGCUGUUUCUGUUCCUUUUUUUUCCCUAUGUAUACAUUACAUGGUAGUUGUUAACAGUUCUUUGUGGGAGGGGCAGAGCUUUAAAAUUGAAGAAAAUAAUUUUCAUAAACAUAUCAAAAAUGGAAAAAAGUUACUUUUUAAAAAAUUUGCUAUACAAAGUGGCAGCUGUUGAAAAUCUAUCUCAUUAAAAUGAGAAUAAAAUGCA
Messenger RNA from Budorcas taxicolor (takin), 6490 nucleotides. RefSeq names its product poly(A) binding protein interacting protein 2B (gene PAIP2B). Gene Ontology annotation, molecular function: mRNA regulatory element binding translation repressor activity. Gene Ontology annotation, biological process: negative regulation of translational initiation. Lineage: Eukaryota; Metazoa; Chordata; Mammalia; Artiodactyla; Bovidae. The record is from RefSeq and is a predicted model, not a curated record. Gene Ontology annotation, cellular component: cytoplasm. Bases 174 to 545 code for a protein of 123 amino acids. The transcript has 4 exons.